This is a messenger RNA of Morone saxatilis (striped sea-bass), 1895 nucleotides long. It is a transcript of the gene fam151b, whose product is annotated as family with sequence similarity 151 member B. Lineage: Eukaryota; Metazoa; Chordata; Actinopteri; Moronidae. The transcript has 6 exons. Bases 60 to 935 code for a protein of 291 amino acids. The record is from RefSeq and is a predicted model, not a curated record.
CUUCCUGCUGCUAACUUCACUUAGCUCUGUAAACAUUGUUUUGACUGUUAAAAUGAACGAUGAAGAGGAGUCUUUUGUUUAAUGUUCGCAGUGCUGCUUUAGUUUUAUUUGGGUGUUUUACAGUUUACGUCGUUUGGAAUUUAAAAGAGAGGAUGUCCGACCAGACGUUGGACUAUUUCUUGAGUCGGAUAAAGAAGAAGGACGCUGCGGAGGUCAGGUGGUCGCACGCUGUCAACAGCCGGAGCCGGUUGUCGGAGGUCCUCUCGGGUGCCACUCAUAUGAUUGAGGCCGACAUAAUCAUGAGAGGUUAUGACCCCAAAGAGCCAAUCAUGGCGCAUCCCCCUGACACAGACAGUGACAUCACCCUGAGGGAGUGGCUGGAAGGAGUGAAGGCGCACGAUAAGGGAAUAAAACUAGACUUUAAGAGCCUGGAGGCGGUGUCUCCGUCUGCGGUGCUGCUGGAGGAGGCGCUGGCAGAGCCGAGUCGUCCCGUGUGGAUCAACGCGGAUAUCCUCUCUGGUCCUGGGGGGCAGGCCAGACCUCUGGAGCCUCAGGCUUUCCUUUCUGCUGUGAGAACUCUACCCACUCACACCGUGCUCUCUCUUGGGUGGACUACAGGAUGGACCGCUGGGACAGAUAACCCAGGUUACAGCUGGGAUAUGGUGCAUGCGAUGGAGGAGAUUUGUAGAACCCUUAAACAUCCAGUCACCUUCCCAGUGCGGGCAGCUCUCCUGGCCCAGUCGUUCUCCCAGCUCGCAUGGCUGCUGAAGCAGUCAGACAGGUACACUUUAACAGUGUGGACCGGCCAGAGUGAUGAGUUCACACUACAGGACUUACUGCCCUACAGGAGAGAGUUUGAUAGCAGUAAGAUCUACUACGACUUGCCGGACUCUCUAAGGACCGAGCUCAGUAUGACCUUGCGUGACAAUAACUGAAUGUCCACUGCACACACAUUCUGAGAGUAGUGACUCUGACAGCAGACUGAUGCCCACAGGUGGAGAGAGGAAAGUGGAACUUGCUCUGCAAAACUUUUCCUGUAGUUCCUCUGCCAUCGACCAGAAUCAUAAUAUGCUACAGCAGUUAUUCCUGAGCUGCAGUCUGGACCACCCAAUACAUUUUAGGGGUCACGUGAGGAUUAAUAAGAUAGAAGUGUAGCAAGUCUUCCUACAACUGUGGGUUCCCCCAGCACACAAUCUUAGCAUCACAAGUCAGUUACUCAACACAAAUGUUACAGCUCUUUUGAGGCUACUAUAGUCCUCUUCCAAAGUCCGUGACGGUUCACUCCAGACGUCGUUUCUGGUUUGUGUGGUGCGGCCAACUCAGGUCCAGCACAUUACUGCAUUAAGAGAGGAGCAGCUGAGAUCCUCAACUCACCUGGUACUGCUCUCACCAUCCGUCCCCACACCUCUCUCUCUCCUGCAGCUGAGGGUAAACCACACCCACCUCCACAGAAAAGAUGAAGAAAAAGUACUUCCAAUGCACAAAGGAUGCUUAUAUUUUAUAACUUUUCUCUAAUGGUUGCUUUUCCUUGUGAAGUGGCCUCUAAAUUUGUUAGUGACUACGUUUACAUGCACAAAAUAUUCUGGUUUUUGCUCCUACUAAGGUCAGAGAUAUACUUGUGUAUGAUGGCUACCUUGGAUAACAUGUUCUGUUGCAAUUUGGAAUAUUGAUCUUUGUAUCUCAAAUCUUAAAAUGUAAAGUAACUACUAUCUAAAGCUGUGAAAUAAAUGUAAUUGAGUGAAAUUUUCUAUCACUGUUUUUGUUCAUUAUGUCUUCUUUUCAUGUGAAGCACUCUACCAUACUGAUGACAGAUGACUUUAGAAUAUUUUGAAAAAUAUUAUAGUGAUGUUAGAAGUUACAUACAUAGACUGUAAAGUAUCUAGUUCACUGUAAAA